This is a messenger RNA of Xyrauchen texanus (razorback sucker), 6339 nucleotides long. It is a transcript of the gene col18a1b, whose product is annotated as collagen type XVIII alpha 1 chain b. The record is from RefSeq and is a predicted model, not a curated record. Lineage: Eukaryota; Metazoa; Chordata; Actinopteri; Cypriniformes; Catostomidae.
AAUGUUGGACUACUUUUGCAAGAUACUCCUGAAAGCAUGUUCUGAAUGACAACAGAAGGACUAGUGUAAAUACAACAAUGUACUUCCUGUUAAUUCUGUAUAUGGCUCUUCUUCAUGCCACAUUUUGGAAAAGUCCAGUCGUAACAAAGGCCUCAGCAGUGGACAAAGACAGUUCUGGCAGCGGAAAGACCAGUAAAGACAAGAACAUUGCUGAUGUUGGGGCAGAAUUCAUUGAUAAAGCUGGCGGGAUCCUGGAAUGGGACCAGAACCCACCUGUGAAUGGGAAUAACACUGUCACUGAGAGGACAUUUGGCAUCUCUAAGAAGGUUGGCCAUUCCAAGUCAGAGCAGAGUGGAGUCUCCCUGCUGCAACUUAUUGGAAACCCACCACCUGAAGAUAUCACCCGUAUCACAGCUCCAAAUGGCCAAACAGAAUACCUCUUUAAAAAGGACACUAGCACAGGGCAGAUGGCACAUGCCCACCUGCCCAACCCCCUCUACCGAGACUUCUCUCUCAUCUUCCACUUAAAGCCCACCUCUGAAGAUGCUGGGGUGAUAUUCUCCAUCACUGAUUCUGAACGAGAGAUCAUGUGGGUUGGGGUCAAGCUCUCAGCUGUGGAGGAUGGCAAAAGGAAAGUCCUUUUUUAUUACACAGAGCAAGAUUCGGAUGAAUCUCGAGAGGUGGCUAGUUUCGAGGUGUCACAUAAGCCUAAUGAGUGGAGCCGUUUCUCUCUGGCUGUGAAACUAGACCAGGUGACUUUUUAUGAGGACUGCGAUACUGAGCCAAAGGUGGUUAAGUUUGAGCGCUCACCCAAUGACAUGGAGCUGGAUAGGAACUCUAUGAUCUAUGUGGGACAAGGUGAACCUGGUAACCCAGACAAAUUCCAGGGCAUGAUCUCAGAGUUACGGGUGGUUGGAAACCCACUGGCUGCAGAGCGUCAUUGUGAUGAAGAUGACGAUGAUGAUGACUACGAUGGUUCUGGGGAAAAUGGGAGUGGAAUAUGGGACAGAACCGAGACGAGACGAAAUGAAGAAGUUCUGCAUCCCCUGCCUCCACCACCUCUUUCAACAGGUGUCUCUAGUGCUGAAGGAGAUAAAAGUGUGAGUGGAGAAAAAGGGGACCAAGGAGGCCUCAAAGGGUCAAAAAGCGGAAUCUGUGGAGAGAAGAAUAAUACUGGAUCAGGAUAUCCGGGCCCCAAAGGUGAUCGUGGCCCUCCUGGACCGCCUGGGCCACCUGGUCCCCAGGGUCCAGUAACGGAAUUGAUAGACACUGGGGAUACAAAGGUGAAGAGGGUGCACGGUCAAAUGGGCCCACCUGGGGCACCAGGUCAAGAGGGCCCACCCGGUCCCCCUGGCUCAGAGGGGAAACCAGGUGAUCCAGGAAAGGACGGUAAACUUGGACCUGAAGGACCUCGUGGUUUUCCAGGAACACCUGGUGCUGUCGGACCUAUAGGGCAGAAGGGACAGAAAGGGGAUGGACAGCAGGGCCCAAGAGGUCCACCGGGGCCACCUGGACCUCCUGGACCCUCAAUCUCAGACGGGACCACCAUUAUGGAUAUGGAAGGUUCUGGGUUGUUGCCGGGUCUUCGUGGACCUCAGGGUCCCCCUGGUCCACCUGGGCCCCCAGGACCCAGUGGAGGAUCAGGAUUUGGAUCUAAUGCAGCUGACCCAACUGCAGAAAAUGGGACCACUGGCCAUCCUGGUCCCCCAGGUCAACCUGGAAUUCCUGGUGCUCCUGGCCCUCCUGGUCAAAAGGGUGACUGUGGUACGCAUGGCUUGCCUGGAGAUGCAGAGCAAAGUUCUUCCUCCACUUCUUUUUUCUCCAAUUGGUUGCCUUUCUGGGGGACUGGUUUGGCACAGGGUUCUUCAGAGAUGUCAAGGCAGGAAGGGCUGUCUGUACUCCCCGGGCCCAGAGGACCUCAGGGUCUCCCAGGACCUCCUGGACCCCUGACCCCUGGACCUGUCUUCAGAGUCACUCCUGAUGGAGAAGAAAAAGAAGUUGCUCUUCAGUACAUUCCUGGUGUCAUGGGGCAACCAGGUCCGCAGGGACCGCAGGGGUUACCUGGACUACCUGGUAAAGCUGGUUUCCCGGGUAUUCCAGGGCAGAAAGGGGAUGAAGGGGCAAGAGGGCGAGAGGGAAUUCCAGGGUUGGAUGGCUUCCCUGGAGGACUAGGGCAAAAAGGGGAAAGAGGAUGGAAAGGCGACAAAGGUCAGCCUGGUCAUGUACAAGGGCCUCCAGGGCCACCAGGACCACCUGGUCCUCCUGGAGCACUUAUGUAUAUUAAUGGCAGUGAUGGAGAAUAUGGAAUCCCAGGACCACAGGGUCCACCUGGUGUAGCGGGCCAGGCAGGAUUCCCUGGGCCAAUAGGACCAAAAGGUGAUCGGGGGUCACAAGGACUUCCAGGAGACUCUAUCAAGGGUCAGAAGGGUGAGCCUGGAUUGAUGCCUGAAUCAAGUGGUAUCCCCAUUUACACUGGACUGUCUCGACAGCAGGGUGAUCCAGGAGCUCCAGGACCAGAGGGACCUGUGGGACCUGUUGGGCCAACUGGACUAAAAGGUGAAAUAGGAAUUCCGGGAAGACCAGGUCGACCUGGCUUAAAUGGUAAAAAAGGGGAGAAAGGUGAUUCAGGUUUGGGUGGAGGUUAUAGUCAUGGCUACCCGGGUCCCCCUGGCCCACCUGGGCCACCCGGUCCUCCUGGACCCCCAGUUUCUGUGGACAGAUCUAAUGGUUAUGAUGGCAGUUCAAGGUUUCCCUAUGCUUUAAAAGGAGACAAGGGGGAAAGAGGAGCGUCAGGCGUCCCUGGCUUGCCAGGUCUCACUACCAACUUUGACAUUUAUGCAUUAAAGAAUGAGUUGAAAGGGGAACAAGGUCCUAAAGGAGAGAAAGGAGAUCUGGGAGGAGGUUAUCACAAUUCUCCAUAUGGUGCAGUUCAGGGCCCUCCUGGAAGACCUGGACCACCGGGUCCAAGAGGAGAGUCUAUUAGUGGACCUCCAGGUCCCCCUGGACUUCCUGGAGCCCCAGGAAUCGGUAAUGAUGGUCGUCCAGGUAAUCCUGGCCCACCAGGUCCACCUGGAUCAUCAGAAUCAUCACUUCCAGGUUCAUACAGACCCUCACAAACCAUCAGUUUUCCUGGGCCACCUGGACCACCCGGUCCUCCCGGACCCCCUGGACAGUCAUCUGGGGUGAUUGUUUUGAGGACUUUUGGCACCAUUGCUGCUACUCGGCAGCAACCAGAAGGCACGCUGGUCUAUGUAAUAGACAACGGAGAUCUUUAUAUGAGAGUACAGGAUGGCAUCAGACAAAUCAUGCUUGGAGAAUACACCCCAUUUCGUAGGGAUCUGGUGGUGGCAGCAGUGGAUCCUCCCCCAGUGGUUCACUACUCUCAGGACUCCUCUACAGCCGCUCCCCCAGAGGCCCCUCCUCAACCAGAGGCUCAGUACCCUGUGCCACCUGAUCCCAGAUACCAACCAUCUCACGACCCCCGAUACCAUGACCAGACAGAUCCACGCUACUUAUUUCCAACUGACUCCAGACACUCUGAUUCAGGAUACUCUCCAUCAGCCGACCCAAUCUACCACGGCUAUCCUGAUCCCAGACAUCCCGUGCACAGCAGCCGCCCAAAUCAGUCUGGGUAUCCUGACAGCAGAUAUCCUAGUAUACCAUAUCACAGACCGAUCGUUCAAGAGACCAAGCCUCCAGGCCACACUCAUACAUCAGGCCCUGCGCUGCACUUGAUCGCCCUCAACUCCCCUCAACAGGGCGACAUGCGAGGGAUCAGAGGUGUAGACCACCAGUGCUUCUCACAGGCACAAGCCAUUGGGCUUAAAGGAACGUUCAGGGCUUUCCUAUCAUCACGAUUACAGGAUCUCUACAGUAUUGUCCGAAAAAAUGAGCGAGAUCAGCUUCCAAUAGUAAAUCUUAAAGAUGAAGAAUUAUUCAGUGACUGGGAAUCCAUCUUUAGUGAAUCGGAGGGUAAAAUGAGAAAUAAUGCACGCAUAUAUUCCUUUGAUGGUCGAGAUGUUCUCAACGAUGAUGCCUGGCCAGAGAAGAUGGUGUGGCAUGGGUCCAGCACUCGUGGUCACGGGCAGACAGACAGCUACUGUGAGGCGUGGCGAACAGGAAGUCAUGCCGUCACUGGUAUGGCUUCUUCUCUCCAAGAUGACUGCUUGCUUCAGCAGUUACCCCGCGGCUGCACCAGCUCUUUUGUCGUUCUGUGCAUUGAAAACAGCUACAUUACUAAAUGAAUCUGAACCUCUGCCAAGCAAAAUGUGUCUGAAGGGAAUAAGCACUAAGUCAGAACUCAACAAAUUGAAACAUGAUCUGUUUGAUGUGUAUCUAAAUGUAUUUUCAGAUUUAAACUUGAAUAAUUGUAUUAUUUCCUACCAACCGCUGUGUGACAUCCAUGUAUGUAGGUGCAUUAGAUCACAGUUUAACGGAAAAAAAAAAAUACAUAUAUAUCUUGCCUCUCUCAAACCUGACAACAGACAGAUUUGUCAAAGGAGAAAACAUACAAUCGCAUGCUUGAUCAUCUGAAAAGAAAAAAUGGAUUAAUAACCCACAAAACCACAUUCAGGGUUAAAUCACUAUUAUGCUUUCCAUUACAAACAUUACAUUUACAUAUUGUUUUUUUCUUUUUUUACACAUAACAGCAGUGUGGAACAUCCGAUGGCAAAACAUUUUAUGAAUUAAAUGUUCGCUAUAAAUGGUGCUUUAACCCUUGUGCAACCUUCGGGACAUUUUUGUCUUUUUCAUUCAUUUUGUCUGUGUUAAUGUCAACGGCAUAAAUUUUGGCAAAGCUGUGUAUUUUUGUGGGAAUUUUUAUAUUUCAACCUCAGUUCCUAUAACACAUCUAUAACACCUCUAUAACACACUGUGUACACAGAAUAGUUACACUCGGGACCUUCAGGACAAAAUUGUCCCCAUUGAAACCCAUUAAAACUGCAAUAUUUGACCCCAGUGCCAUCUGUGAUAUUCUGCUUUUAUUCCAUAUUUUGGCUUCAAAAUGUACAUUUAUAAUAUUUUCCACCAGGUGCUGCCAUUUCUCAUGUUUAUUCUAUGGAGCAAAUACAAGCUUUUCCCCUAUUCACUGUUUCUGUAUUAUAGAGUCCUGCAGGACAACUGAAUACAUGAUGCAGAUACAAGUGUGUGUGUGUGUGUGUGUGUGUGUGUGUGUGUGUGUGUGUGUGUGCGUAAAAGUAAAAAAACAACAGUGGCAUUAUGUAAACAAACUGGCAUUAAAGGGUUAAAAUCCUGAAAAUGAAUGAAUAUUUGGGAGUUAUGAUCAGGACUGAUGUUGGUUAAAAAGAUUUACUCGUGUAAUAUUAUUAUGGCAGUUUUUUGAUGCUGACAUUUGUGUCCUCUAAGGUCCUCUGAGUAACUGUUAUUUAUUGAUGCACAAGGGUUAAACAAGAGAUUUACAGGAUUGCCAAAGAAAAUGUCAACAUUAUCACUCUUUAGUAACUAAUUCUCUUUAACUAGUAUUUUAUUCUCAUUACCGUUUUCAUUCACAUUUUUGUUACAUUUUUUUCUGAAACAUUUGUCAAUUGUUACACUUUGCAAAUAUAUUUUUAAUACUUUUAUAUUGAUUUUAAAUAUAACAUGUUUAACAAUAACAAUUUCAGAAACAUUCCAUGACUGUAUAAGUACAUAAUAACAGGCGUUUAAAACUAUUAAUCAAAAGAGCCAAAUCAUGUUUUUGGUUUGGUUGAUUUAGUUUCCCAACAUCACCAGAAUUGACUCAAAUCGAUUAAGCACAUUUUUCUAUCCUGCGAUGACAUACAGUGUUUCCUACAGGAAAAGGAUAUUGGGACAGGUCAUAUCAAAGGGAUAGUCCUUUUUUAACAUUCUUAAGUUUACAUCAAAGCUGUGAAACAUUACUUGUGCUAUUGCUAGUCAGACGCUGGUCUUAUUGAGGCAUUAUUUAUAUUCAGAAUGUCAGUGCAGGAAGACUCAAGAAGACUUUUUGGUCCCUUUUCCUGGAAUAGGAAGAUUCUAGAUGCAGAUCUCUGGUAAAAGUUGUCUUUAUGGAGAGCACUGACAUUUGACUCAAAUCCACAAGACUUUCCUUUAGAUUUCAUGGGGUCUUUAAGAGAGUUGCGUCCCUCUUGGGUUCUCAAAGAAUCAUGCCAUUGCAAUAUGCAGUUGAUAUAUAUUCUGAAAGUGUAUUUUUUACACUGUAUUAUAUCAAACCAUGUUCGAUAGCCUCUUGCCUGUUGUACUUACUCAUCAUUUAACAAAGUAAUGCUUUUUAUAAGACACUACAGACAUGGGAGCAAUUAUAGUUACUGUAUUUUCAAUGGAACGUAUACCAAUAAAUGAACACAACUUGUAAUACUAAUC